AUGCGGCCCUCCCCAACCGCCUUUGACAAUCCGUCACACCCGCCCCACCGCAGGGUGAACGCAGCAGCCGGCAAUUUUCCCUCCCUCCCUCAGCGGGCACGGCCAGCCCUCCGCGGAGGCGAGUCCCGUCAGGCUGGGACGCGGCGCACGAAGCUGCGCAACGCUGUCCUGCAGUGGAGGAGUUGUCCCCUGCACCGUGCACGCCCCCGACUACGUUGGGGUGUGUGGCCCCGUUCCACCGCCGUCCGCACCGCCACUUCCCUCCCUCCCUUCAGCCGCAGGAAACCCCAAGACGUGGCUCCACUUCGUGUUGAGCGCAAACUCGCACACUCCCUCCACCGUGCGGUCAACGGCUCACUGUGGCCGCGGCGGUGCCUCCUCCGCCCUUCCGCGCCGCGCUGC
Molecule: messenger RNA, 402 nt
Organism: Trypanosoma conorhini
Lineage: Eukaryota; Euglenozoa; Kinetoplastea; Trypanosomatida; Trypanosomatidae
Exons: 1
Source: RefSeq, a predicted model, not a curated record